This is a messenger RNA of Aspergillus calidoustus, 2246 nucleotides long. Lineage: Eukaryota; Fungi; Ascomycota; Eurotiomycetes; Eurotiales; Aspergillaceae. The record is from the annotation of a GenBank genome assembly.
UUGAGCCGCAUUCUCGCAGCCAAUCCGGGCCAUCGGCUGCAAUUGCCCUGCAUGUUCCCCCGCCUGCCAAGCGCCAACACUGCCAACCGUUAUAAGCUCAGCUGAAGCAUCUUUCUUCCCAACGUUCAACCUCUUGCAUCCCCACCAAACCCACCAUGUCGUCGCUGUACUCCGUCUACAAAUGCACUACAUGCGCCGAAAUAAUCCAACCGACAAAACCCCGCCUGUCAUGUCCCGCCUGCGCACCAAAAGUCCACCUCUGCGCCGCCUGCUACGUCGUGCAGGAGUAUCCCACCCAGCAUGUCGAGGAGGACCCCACGCAUGAAAUGAUCCUCUUCAAGCAUAGCGGCUUCCUCCCUGUCCCGCCGCCGCCUCCGCCACGGUCAAGACCGCAGGCUCCGAUUCACGUUCAGGUGCGCCAUCCGGUUCCGCCUCCGCCGUCGAAUCCGCCGCUGAAUGGGCCUUCGACUGCGGUGCCGAGGCGUAGACCGACUUCUGCUUCGUACAGCGAGGUUCCGCCAAGGAAGCCGCCGAGGCCUGUCACGGUUGAGACGGUGAAUGAGCCCGAGGAGCCACUAAGGGAGCAGACGUACAUUCCGUCUACGUCUGGCCCUAGUCCUUUGGCUACGCCUAUUCCUAUGCCGACUCCUGGGCACACGCCGACCCCUCCGCCGCAGACGCCAUUGUCGCAGAAUACGUCGUAUACUCCGGGCCCGCCUCCAGGCCCGCCUCAGUAUCCUCCGCCGCCGUCAGAUCAGAUACCAUCCCACGUUCCACCGCAGGCUCCGUACCAGCCUCAGAGCUAUACUCCCAUGUCACCGCAGGGACCCCCUCAAGCGUCGCCGCAGAAUCCACCACAGCAUGACCCUCUGCAGACACCGCCGCAGACUUAUUACCAAGGGUCGGACCAGGUACCCCCUCAGGGCCCUCCCCAGGGACCACCGCAAGGUCCUCCCUCGAGCUACGGUCCUCCUCCACCCCAGCCCGAUCCGCACCAGCCCACCGGCUCUGGCUGGACCCCCUUCUUCAACCCGGACAUGACACCAACCCCAAUCUUCUUCCGCACCGUCGAAGAAAUCUUCUAUAGCUUCGACACGCAGAGGACAGGAUACCACACCCCAGAGGUGUUUUCAGAGUACAUCGACGCAUGCGGCGCACCGCCAAGUCACAAUAUCUGGAAAACCAGCCUCGCCCAGAACAACAGCACGGACAUCGCCGACCGCGAACUAACCGACCACUUCACCGCGUACUCGGUCGACUUCGCCCUGCGCCCACGAACCCCGACCUCGUCAUCCACCUCCUCAACCCUCAACCGCCUCUCGCGGAUGAUGCCCACAAACCUCGAGGGCCUCAUGUCCUCCAUCUCCGUCUCCGGCGGCAAGAAACCCCUCCUCUCCCUGCGCGGCUUCACAUCGCUCACCAUCACCGGCGCGCUCCUCAACCCCUCGGCGGCGUGGGGCCAGAUGUCGCGCGUCUUAAGGGAGAGAGGCAUCCCGAUCUACCGGGAGAAUGGCGAGCUGCCGCGCGACAUCUUCCCGCUUGCGCCGUACCAGCCCGAGGUGGAGAGGGUGCGGAUCCUGCAUGAGGGGGCUAGAGCGAAUGCGCAGAGGGAGGUGGAUGCUGUGCAUGCAAGGUUGAAGCUGGAGCAGCGCGGGCAGCAGAACGCGUUGGAUUUGCUGGAUGAUCGGGUCUGGGUUUAUCGGUAGAGUUCUUUUGUUUUGGCUUUGGUUGGACGCGGCCGUGAGGUUGGACGGGAUCGAUUCUGGGGACGCACUUGCAGGGUGGGGUGAUUCCCUGUGUAUGUUUUUAGUGGAGUUGUUUGGACUGAUUUACUCGAUAAGAGAGUCAUCUCAAUGGAAUACUCCAUGUAAUUCCAGAUAAUUUCACUCUAACAGACCAGGAAUACUGGUUCGUUGAUCAUAAUACUUGCUGUACCAAGGUGUAUAUUUCCGGCAUAUAUAUGUUCGUGGUGUAAUCCACCCGCCUCAGAAACUAGUAAAGAUUAUCCUCGAAUGCACAUGCAUGCCCAUGAUAGACAUGAUAAGUUGUCUCCAGAGCGCACGGCCUGUACCUUGGUAGACAUACAUAGAUGCCCAACCCCUGAAUCAAUAGACACACAUGGCUGGGGAACGGAAAGAAACCACCUUGCGAAGGGAGGGAGUUCGAAGAGACAUCUUUUCCCCGGACGACAAGGUACUGUAAAGAUAAACAGAAGGCCCUGGCCAUCCGUCAAGACUCGCAACGCC